This is a messenger RNA of Leptopilina heterotoma, 1797 nucleotides long. RefSeq lists its product as uncharacterized. Lineage: Eukaryota; Metazoa; Arthropoda; Insecta; Hymenoptera; Figitidae. The transcript is spliced from 2 exons. The record is from RefSeq and is a predicted model, not a curated record. Bases 168 to 1658 code for a protein of 496 amino acids.
AAACGACACACUUUCCUUACAGGUCAAAAAAUAGGUAAAAUUUAACCUCAAUUUUGAUGUAUCGUAACGAACGACUAUUUUGGACCUUCUAUCAAAAAAAAGGAAUAAUUUCUAACAACAGACGAUCAUUUUUUUUUUCUUUCGAUAAAGAACAUCACUGAUCAACCAUGCUUAGACUUGCAAUAAUCUGCAUUCUAAAUUUGCUAGUCAAUGGCAACAUUUACAUGGGCGAAGAAAUGCGUUUAAUGGAUUUAAAUGCUUCACUUUUCAACGCGGAAAAUUAUAUGAACAAUCAAAUUAUAAAUGAAAAUUCGGCAAUUUUCUUUGGCAAUCCAAGAGCUGGAAGAAGUACACUAAUUAAUUAUUUAAUGGGCAAUCGAUUGAAAGGUGUAAGACUUUCACAUUAUUCUCCAAUAGAAUUGAUAAAAGCAGAAAAUACAUCCAUAGGACCGGAAAUUGGUAUUGGAUCACUGUCAACAACUAAAAUCCCUAGUAAGUGGACAUCGCAGAAAUUACCAAAUUUGACUCUCUGGGAUAUACCUGGGUUUAAAGAUAAUCGAGGACCAGUGCAAGACAUCACGAACUCUUUUUAUUUCUACCAGUUGGUGAAAAAAGUUAAAUCUCUAAAAAUAGUUUUAGUUGUCGACAUUCACGACAUUGAACAAGAUAAUAUUAACGACUUUUCUUCACUUUUAAAUUCAAUUGAAAAUCUUUUCGGGAAUAAUUUUAAAAACUAUUUCGAAAGUACAUCAGUAGUUUUUACAAAGGUACGUCAAUUAGCUAGUAAUGGUGAAUUAAUUGAUAAAGAAUACGUAGAUUAUCAUUUGGCAAAUUAUUUAUUACUUGACAGUGGACUUAGAGAGUCUGAGGUUAUGAAAAAUUUUACAACAUUCAUUUUAUAUAAUAAUGACCGUAUUGCCCUAUUUAUGAGAAAUUCAAAACUAGGUAUUGUUAAUAAUGAUCUCGGUGUUGAUAUUUUUUCGACACUCAAUAACUCUAAAUUUAUAGAAAGCAGUUUCCUUCAGGGUGUACGUCCUAGUAUUUCAGCUUCUUCUAUGCUUCAACUGUUUAAAUCAGAAGAGCUAAUAGAGUUAGAUCUUAUGGUUCUGCAGUUAGAAAGAAUGCUGAAGUCACUAAUAAAUAUGGAAAUGAAAAAUUUAGAUACUGCCGUCGAUACAAUUAAAAUAAACUGUACCAAAUAUAAAUUAUUAGAAAUGCAACAAAUGCUUUUAAAAACUUUUUCUAAUGAUAAUAAUUUACCCCAAAUGGCUCAAAUACUAUCUUCAAUGGCUGACGACACAUUCGACAAGCAAAAAUUCCAUAAAAAUAUUAGACUACUACAAUCUGUUGAAAAUAUGUUAAAUAUAACAAUAAGUAAACCACUGAAGUUCACUAUUGAUUCUGUAAUAUUCUCCGCAAGUUUGAAAUUAAAAACAGCGAUUUCCUUCGCUGAUGUAAAAUUGGGCGAUAUAACUGAGAAGGAACACCUUGAAACUUUGAAAAAACAUGAAGAUGUAAAUAAAACACUACAAAUGACAAAUGAUGAUAUAAAUAUGUUAAAGGAGUCUGAUCUAAGUUGGUGGGAUACAGUUGUAGAAAAAAUUGUAUCUGCUUUUAAUAACUUAAAAAAUGCAAUAUUAUCUUUUUUCAAUAAUUAAUUACUUAUUUUUGUGUAAGUCAAAUAGUUGGGUUUGACCACUUUGUUUGACAUUAUGAUUAAAUUACGGAUACACUAUGUAAUGUUAAAGGAAAAUAAUUGUUUUUGCUCUAAAUACUGUUACAUCCCGGUAGCAAAAA